AUGGUUGUCUCGGAACCGGGACAGAAUUAUGAUGGUCUGAGAUCUAUUAUCUUGUCUGGUGGUAUCCCAGCGACCUUGUCUGGAGGGUUGAAACCAACUUAUCGCCUCCUCAUCCAAUACCUCAAGUAUGUCGACAAGAUCAAGCUUAAGGUCCUCCCCAAGUCACGUAUCCGUGAUUGCUUCUAUGUCCUACUCACAGCAACCGAGGCCUCGCACCGCAAGCAAGGUCUCCUGAGCGCCAUGAUAAAGUACUUGAUGGAAGAGGCGCGCAGGGUUGCUAAGCCAGUAUGGCUUGAGGCUACUUCCCGGUACUCAAUGAAUCAGUUUCUUCGGCAUGGUUUCGAGCUGGUAGAAGAUAUUAGGGUGGGCGAGGGCAAAGUGAAUAGCCAGGGGAAGAAGGAGGCCGGCGGCGAUGGGGUUCUGAUCGCUUGUAUGAUCUGGUGGCCAGAAGAAAUGAAGGAGACGUUUACAAACAAGAGUUAA
Fusarium redolens is the source of this 483-nucleotide messenger RNA. RefSeq lists its product as uncharacterized. The record is from RefSeq and is a predicted model, not a curated record. Bases 1 to 483 code for a protein of 160 amino acids. NCBI's taxonomy places the organism in Eukaryota, Fungi, Ascomycota, Sordariomycetes, Hypocreales, Nectriaceae. The transcript has 2 exons.